Molecule: messenger RNA, 923 nt
Organism: Alosa alosa (allis shad)
Lineage: Eukaryota; Metazoa; Chordata; Actinopteri; Clupeiformes; Clupeidae
Product: GTPase IMAP family member 4-like
Exons: 5
Coding region: 190-867 (225 amino acids)
Molecular function (GO): GTP binding
Source: RefSeq, a predicted model, not a curated record
ACAUACUCUGUGAUAUGAUGGGAAUACUUUAGACUGAACAGAACAGAAUGUACAUUUCAGUAUCAAGAAAGAACAUCCUCAAGUUAGCCUAAGCUGGUUUGAUUUGCAUUCAGAGAUGACCCAUGCCAAUCAUUAGAUAUGGUCAAGGAUAGUGUCAGAAGAGCCUGUUGAAACAAAACAAAUAUCAAGAUGGACCGUGGAUACGUGCCUAAACAUGAUCUACGGAUAGUCUUACUGGGACAGGCUGGCCCAUGGAAAGGCUUGGUCAGCAAGGACAUUAUGGGCCUGUGGUGCGAUGGGUCGAUGUGCUUGGAGCGAGAAGAAUCUGGCCGGACAGUCACCAUGGUGAUGACCCAAGGCUGGGACAGUGACUCAGAACACACAGGUGGUGGUGCAGUUGAACAGGAGGUCAUGAGAAGUGUGACCCUUUGCCCUCCAGGGCCGCACGCUCUCCUGCUGGCACUGCCCAUGGGGCCCGACGUGGGCAUCGCGAGGCGUGACGUGGAGAGGGCCCAACAGCACAUGAGCUUUCUGUCCGAGAGAGCCUGGAGACACACCAUGGUUGUGUUCAUCUGCACCUACAGAAUAAUGUCGGACAAGAUCUUGCUGGACAGACACAUUCUAGGGCAGCUUGUAAAUAAAUGCGGAGGAGGACAUUCUAUUAUCUUUGUGGACAGGCCCAAUUCUGAGCUCUUACAGAAGGUAGAUCAAAUGGCGGCAAGAAACAGACAACGUUUCCUUCAACACCAUGAGGUGAAAGGGCAGAGACCAACUAUGGAGGCAGAACUGCCUCCAGCCCUCAAUGAGAAUCUGAGGAACAGGAGGGGCAUUGGGUCACCAGGGCCACGACCAGGAACGACCGCGUGAUAGAGAGGUGCCACCGGAAUGACCUUGUGGAUGGAAUAAAAUGUAUUUGUGGUGUG